This is a messenger RNA of Dreissena polymorpha, 1235 nucleotides long. RefSeq names its product ubiquitin carboxyl-terminal hydrolase isozyme L5-like. Gene Ontology annotation, cellular component: cytoplasm. The transcript is spliced from 12 exons. Gene Ontology annotation, molecular function: cysteine-type deubiquitinase activity. Lineage: Eukaryota; Metazoa; Mollusca; Bivalvia; Myida; Dreissenidae. Gene Ontology annotation, biological process: ubiquitin-dependent protein catabolic process; protein deubiquitination. The coding region runs from base 116 to 1084 and encodes 322 amino acids. The record is from RefSeq and is a predicted model, not a curated record.
AUAGUCAUACACGGUAUUUAGUCGUACCACGUUUCGACAAAUUCGGACGCCGCCAAUGCGUGAUUAAAAUCGGACAAACGUUCCCAUAUUUUAGUUUAAAGAAUACAAUAGAAUAAUGUCUAGUGCAGGAGACUGGUGCUUGAUUGAAAGUGAUCCGGGUGUUUUUACGGAGCUCAUUAAAGGAUUUGGCUGCCAUGGUGUUCAAGUAGAAGAAAUCUGGAGUUUGGAUGAAGACACAUUCAGAAAUCUCAAGCCAGUUCAUGGUCUCAUAUUCCUGUUCAAGUGGGUGCCAGACUCAGAACCAGACGGCUCCAUUGUACAAGACAGCAGACUGGAGAAGAUUUUCUUCGCUAAGCAGGUAAUCAACAAUGCGUGUGCCACACAAGCUAUCCUCAGUAUUCUACUCAACUGCUCGCACCCAGACAUGAGGUUAGGCGAAACAUUGUCAGCCUUCAAAGAAUUCUCACAGAAUUUCGACCCAUCUUUACGAGGUCUCAGUUUGAGCAAUUCUGACGUCAUCAAACAAGUCCACAACAGUUUCUCCAGACAGCAGAUGUUCGAGUUUGAUGAGAAGCAGUCAAAGAAGGACGACGAUGUCUUCCAUUUUGUUGGCUACAUACCUAUAGACGGCCGUCUCUAUGAGCUUGAUGGUUUGAAGGAGGGACCAAUAGACCUAGGUGCAGUGCCUGAUUCUGCGGACUGGCUAGAGCUGGUAAAGCCUAUUCUAGAGAAGCGUAUGCAGAAAUACAGUUCUGAUGAGAUCCACUUUAACCUGAUGGCAAUCGUAUCUGACAGACGGAUGAGCUAUGAGAGACGAAUACAGGAGCUAUGUGCACAGGCAGAGAUAGGGGGUAUGGAGACUGAUCUGAUCAAGUCCCAGAUCAGUGAACUGAGGAUGUUAGUGUCGGAUGAAGAGAGGAAGAUGAAGAAAUACCAGGUUGAAAACAUAAGAAGAAAGCACAAUUACCUUCCUUUCAUAAUGGAAUUGUUAAAGAUACUGUCCGAGAAUGGUCAGUUACUUCCCUUGGUUGAAAAGGCAAAAGAAAAAGCAUCCAAACAAAAGGAGGCCAAGGCGGGGAAAUGAUUUACAAGAUUAAUUGUUGAUUUUUUUUGGACCAGACGUUUUAGCUAGCAAGAACUAUCCAGGAUUACAGGAUUACAAGAUAGUAUACGCAAACUGUCACUAAUGUUGUUGACUGUUAGUGAGAUAAACCUCUAAUGACUGCAAUAUUCUG